UGUCACCCCGCCCUCGGCUCCGCCCCUCUGGCCCGGGAGCCCCGCCACGCUCGUAGUCCCGCCACACGCGGCCAUGGCGGAGCCCGAGCUGGAGCUGGUGUCACGGCGUAUCCGCAGCUUCCCCGACUUCCCCAUCCCCGGCGUGAACUUCAGGGACAUCUCGCCCCUCCUGAAAGACCCCGAGUCCUUCCGCACCUGCAUCCGCCUGCUGGCCGGCCACCUGAAGACUACGCACGGCAGCAAGAUCGACUACAUCGCAGGCCUGGACUCCAGGGGCUUCCUAUUCGGCCCCCCGCUGGCACAGGAGCUGGGCCUGGGCUGUGUGCUCAUCCGGAAGCGUGGGAAGCUGCCAGGCCCCACCGCGUCCACCUCCUAUGCGCUGGAAUACGGGAAGGCUGAGCUGGAGAUCCAGAAGGAUGCCCUGGAGCCGGGCCAGAAGGUGGUUGUGGUGGACGACCUGCUGGCCACUGGCGGAACCAUGUGUGCAGCCUGUGAGUUACUGGGCCAGCUGGGGGCCGAGGUGCUGGAAUGCGUGACCCUGGUGGAGCUGACCUCGCUCAGAGGGAGGGAGAAGCUGGGGCCAGUCCCCUUCUUCUCUCUUCUGCAGUAUGAGUGAGUCUUCAACUGGACAAACCAUUCACCUGUGCCUUCAGUGACCUGCAGGGGCCACCAGCUGUACUGCUGUCAUUUCUACCCACUG
Molecule: messenger RNA, 700 nt
Organism: Octodon degus (degu)
Lineage: Eukaryota; Metazoa; Chordata; Mammalia; Rodentia; Octodontidae
Gene: Aprt
Product: adenine phosphoribosyltransferase
Exons: 5
Coding region: 74-616 (180 amino acids)
Biological process (GO): AMP salvage; adenine salvage
Cellular component (GO): cytoplasm
Molecular function (GO): AMP binding; adenine binding; adenine phosphoribosyltransferase activity
Source: RefSeq, a predicted model, not a curated record